This is a messenger RNA of Nerophis lumbriciformis (worm pipefish), 815 nucleotides long. It is a transcript of the gene b9d1, whose product is annotated as B9 protein domain 1. The record is from RefSeq and is a predicted model, not a curated record. Gene Ontology annotation, cellular component: MKS complex. Lineage: Eukaryota; Metazoa; Chordata; Actinopteri; Syngnathiformes; Syngnathidae. Gene Ontology annotation, biological process: cilium assembly.
GCCUUGGCAACAGCAGGCAGGCGUUUGGCUAGCGCGACGAGCGAGCUAAAUGUUUCUUCGAAGACGCUCGCCGCUAAAACGUCUUUCGACAUUAAAACCGGGGCUGUGAUGGCCGCGAGUAACCCGUCGGUGUUCCUCCUCUCCGUCAACGGACAGAUUGAAAGCGCUGACUUCCCCUCUUAUGACAACUUAUACUGCAAAUACUGCUAUGUUUACGGCCAAGACUGGAUUCCGACCACCGGUUUGGAGGAGGGCAUCACUCAAAUAACAUGUAAAGGCAGUCAGGCGUCUCACAAGCUGAUCUGGAACUUCCCGCUGGAUGUAACGUUCAAGAGUACGAACCCUUCAGGGUGGCCUCAGCUUGUGGUGAGCGUUUAUGGACCGGACGUGUUCGGCAACGACGUGGUCCGAGGCUACGGAGCGACACACAUCCCCAUCACACCUGGACAACACACCAGGACCAUGGCCAUGUUUGUUCCUGAGCCCACAUGGAGACUUCAGAAGUUCACCAGCUGGCUAAUGGGACGUCGGCCCGAGUACACGGACCCUAAAGUAGUCGCCCAAGGCGAAGGGAGAGAAGUGACACGAGUUUGCUCCCAAGGAUUUGUCACUGUGUGCUUCAGCAUCAUGAUGAAGGACCUGAAGAAACUGGGCUACGACUCGGGACCUGCAAACCCCCAAUCUCACGCCGCGUCCAGCUGGUCCACAGAAGACCAAAGUAACUUUUGAUCUUCUCUGCGAACAACCUUUUAUAUUUAAACCUCGCUUUUGUAAGUGUCUUUUAUAUUUUUACAUAAAGUUCAACUUGGCAAUGA